Molecule: messenger RNA, 1875 nt
Organism: Dama dama (fallow deer)
Lineage: Eukaryota; Metazoa; Chordata; Mammalia; Artiodactyla; Cervidae
Gene: MNS1
Product: meiosis specific nuclear structural 1
Exons: 10
Coding region: 110-1594 (494 amino acids)
Biological process (GO): cilium organization
Cellular component (GO): motile cilium
Source: RefSeq, a predicted model, not a curated record
GGCGGUUGCUGGGAAACCGCGUGGACACCAGAGAGCCCUACUGGUGUUUGGGUUUUCUGCUGGAGGUUGUAGCCGCCCGAGAGGGAGAAAGGGAGUUUAGUCUACCGAGAUGGUUUCCAAAAGGAGAGCUUUGAAUUUCAGUGAAAGGCAUCAGAAUUUAGUAGAUAUAAACUAUUGCAAAAAAUUGCAGGUCGAGGCACUACAAAGGCUACAGAAUCAAACCAGGGACCGAAUGGUGCAGAGUGAGAAUGAUGACAGGGCUGAGCGCAAAAGGUUCCUCAGAUUAUUACAGGAUGAACAAUUUGAGUUGGAUAUGGAAGAGGCCAUUCAAAAGGCAGAAGAAAACAAAAGAUUGAGGGAACUCCAGCUUGAACAAGAAGAAAAAUUGGCUACGGAACUGGCAAAACUAAAACGUGAAAGUCUAAAGGAUGAAAAGUUGAGGCAACAAGUAAGAGAAAACAGUGCUGAGCUCAGAGAAUUGGAGAAGAAAUUAAAAGCAGCUUACAUGAAUAAAGAAAGAGCAGCUCAAAUUGCUGAAAAGGAUGCCAUUAAAUAUGAGCAAAUGAAACGUGAUGCUGAAAUAGCCAGAACUAUGAUGGAAGAGCACGAGAGGUCGAUAAAGGAAGAGAAUGCUGCAGAGGACAAACGAAACAGAGUAAAAGCACAGUACAAUCAUGACUUAGAGAAACAACUUGAAGAACAAGAGAAGAAGAAGCAGGAAGCUUAUGAGCAGUUGCUGAAAGAGAAACUCAUGAUUGAUGAAAUUGUUAGGAAAAUCUAUGAAGAAGAUCAACUGGAAAGACAGCAAAGGUUAGAGAAAAUGAAUACAACUCGAAGGUAUAUAGAAGAGUUUCAGAAAGAGCAGGCUCUCUGGAGAAAAAAGAAACGUGAGGAGAUGGAAGAAGAAAAUAGAAAAAUAAUAGAGUUCGCCAAGUUGCAGCAACAAAGAGAAGAAGAUCGAAUGGCGAAAGUUCGAGAAAGUGAAGGAAAAAGACUACAGCUUCAAAAUAUGCUGACUCAGAGGUUGGAAGAAAUGCUGCGGCAACGUGAGGAUUUAGAACAAGUGCGACAGGAGUUAUACCAGGAAGAACAAGCUGAAAUACAUAAGAAGAAACUAGAAGAAGAAGCAGAAGAGAAAUUGAGAAAGCAAAAGGAGUUGAAGCAAGAUUUUAUGGACCAAAUGGCCUUGAAGGAAUUAAUACUUCAGGCUGCAAAAGAAGAAGAGGAGACUUUUAGGAAAGCUAUGCUGGCGAAAUUUGCUGAGGAUGAUCGAAUAGAAUUAAUGAAUGCUCAGAAGCAAAGAAUGAAGCAACUAGAACACAAGAGGGCCGUGGAAAAACUUAUAGAAGAGCGCCGCAACCAGUUCCUUGCAGACAAACAACGUGAACUGCAGGAAUGGCAGUGGCAGCAAAGAAGACAAGGAUGUAUAAAUGCAAUUGUCGAAGAAGAAAGACUAAAACUUCUCAAAGAACAUGCUACAAAACUACUAGGGUAUCUCCCUAAAGGAGUAUUCAAAAAUGAGGAUGAUAUUGAUAUGCUUGGUGAAGAGUUUAGAAAAGCAUAUCAGAAAAGGAGUGAAAUUUGUGAGAAGUGAUACCAUCAAGAUUUGGUAAAACCUGGGUUCUUUUGUAUGUUACCACUAGGUGUCAGUGUAACUUUUGUUUUAGAGUUCAGUGAGUAGGACUCCCAUUGUCUCUGGAUUUUCUAAAAUUUCUGUAAUUUAUCAUUUAUAAACAAUCAGUUUUAAGAAAACAUUUGUUUUCUGAUAAAGAGUAUUAUAUGCAAGUUUGCUUUCAAUCACUAUUGUUUUUGUACUGAUAAAAUUGAAGAUCUGAAUUCUAUACCACAUUCCAUAUAUUGAAUUGGCCAAAAAGU